Molecule: messenger RNA, 6037 nt
Organism: Exophiala dermatitidis NIH/UT8656
Lineage: Eukaryota; Fungi; Ascomycota; Eurotiomycetes; Chaetothyriales; Herpotrichiellaceae
Exons: 2
Coding region: 4928-5617 (229 amino acids)
Source: RefSeq, a predicted model, not a curated record
GCAGAACGCACGAGCCUCGUGUAGCGGGGAAUAUCGAGCAAAUGCAUCAUCGCAUCAAGAGUGUUUUCUUCAUGCCAUAUUCAGAGGUAACAUGUGCCGCCUAACACGGUCAGGGCUGUGCAACUCUUUUGGCAUCUUUGAUCCAGAUCAAGCACACCGGGACGACGAUGCUGGCGAACGGGCCCAGGCACUGCCGCGACAAAUACACACACGGGCGGAAGCAGAUCCAGGGCACCGACCACCACCCUCUUCAUCGACUCUGAUGGGAGAGGUUAUAGGUGAAGGGAGAUGUGUGUCGAUCGAAUGUUGCUUCCCGCAUGUUCGUCCAGCCAGCGCAGUCAUGUUUGCCUGCACAAAUAUAACGGGCAAUUUAUAGGAGUACAAGAAAGGAUCGUUACUUCAGUGGAACGUAAUAAGAGAGGCAGCAGGAUCCACGAGGCCUUCGACCCGAGGAAUCGAUGUGAGAUGGCAGCGGUGCCCAUGCAGAUACGUGGUGUACCAUUGCAGCUGGCGCCAGCUUCGCUAUGGGCGCGACUGCGUGUGGUGGAUAGGUCAGCCAGAGACUGCACCGUCCCGACGACGUCUUCUUCCGCCCGUCGAUGGACUGAUCAAUAUCGUGAUCAUUUGUUCUCGCGCCUCUGCUGGCCGCAAUCGUAUCACAAUCGGGGAUUCAAACGUACACAAACGGGAAACAAACCCACGGCUUUUGCAUGAACAGGUUGUAUGACAAACUCGCGUGCCGUGUGAGGAUGAUGGCUGCAGAGCACGGAGAGGUCUACUGAAGUCGAAUACAGUCGAACAUCGAACGGGCCCAGCCACUAGUACAGACCGGGAGUCUUGCGAGGCUUCGGUGUGACCACUUUGCAACUUUGAACUGUCCGUUGUGAUAUGUUCCUGAAAUACGGAUAUUGGCCGCUGCUUGUAGAUGCCAUCGAGAAUGGCUUAGCGUAAGGAUAGAGCGGCAACCAUGUGUCCCUAUCCUGAACUAGUAUCGUUCGUGGAGAAUUAUUCCGCCGUGCCGCAAGCUGCCAGCACAGCCAGAGUCUCGUCAAUUUGGACGUUGGCAAUUCUCAACACUUCAUCCAUGAGAACAGUGUCCAGGAAUCAGCAUCUCUACCCCGCAAGGUAAUGAUCCGAGGAGCCAGAAACUACGUUGAACUAUGAAGCCUCCGAUUCCAAUUCCGUAUCACCAUUUCUGCCUCCAAGGAGCUUUCUUCUGAGCUGAAUUUACAGCGAUAUCGGGACCGCACUUGGACAUAGCCCACCAAUCCCUUUCGCUCCUAGAUACGAGUGGCUCUGUACUCCAUGUCAAUUGACACGAUACGUGACAACAGGCCCAAUCGGCGGGGCAGGAGCCAGCCAAGUCAUUCAGCAGACUCUCACGACAUAACGUACUAUCACAAAAAGCCAAACUUUUUUCAUUGCUUUUCUAUCUCAUCUCUCGGUGCAUAUCUUCAUCCCCUGCAAAGCAUCAAUUGGUAGGCUGGUUGGGUAUAGGAGCUCCCUAAAGUUCCUGCUGCGACCCCUUUGGCUGCCUCGACCUGUCAGCUGAGACAGGUCGGCGGUAAGACACGGAUGGUUGGCGGCAAGAACGAGUCCUGGAUGGGGGAAGCUGGUCGGGCUCAACAGCUUGCUCACGGUGCACCGCGGCCAUGUCUCUCAGCAUGCGUGUUGCCUUGAGCACUUGACACUCAACUCUGGACUUCUGGUACACGCAAGCUGCACAUUCCGCCAAACUCUCAACACCCGAUCCUCUCCACCCUGUCCUGUAACACGAGAUCAUUUGACCUCCGGGGCGCCGAUGGGCUGUGGUCUCCGGAUAGUGCGUGCGGCAGCUCAUUUCGACGGACUCAAGAUUUGACUGGACUUUCCUGACUGUUAUCGCUCAGUGCCUGUGGGAAUGACCAGCGUGGUCAUGGUCUUCGUCAUCGGGAACCAACUCGGGCCAGUCCUCGAAUCCAUCUAUCAAGAAAAGUCAGUAUGAUUUCACGACCUUCCGUAAGUCAGCUGUCGCAUACCUUCGAAAACCUUGGCCAGCUUGUCGUGGACCACUUCCAUGUCUUUGCUCGACUUCAUGAUGCGUUCCCACUUUUUCAUCUCUUUAUCGUUCAGCAGGCACUGGUCAAACAACUUGGUGAGGCCCUCAUGGUCCAGUUUCUCCCCGAUGAAAACCAGUUCUUGUCGCCGGUCGCCCCAGGGUCCCGAAAAGUCGGCAAGGAUGCUCUUUCGUGUCUCAGCACCCUCUGGCCAGUCAGCUGGUAACACUGUCAGUAACCAUGAUUUCCAAGAACGUACACCGCCUCAUACCGUCAUCGAUGGUGCAGAACCAAGGCCCGCCGCCCUGCAGGGUAAGCAUGGUGCCAGCCUGGCUCCAUUCCCCGUGGAGAUUCGGCCGGGUCGCAAGCCAGAAGAACCCUUUGGACCGGAGCAGACCCUUGAACACAGGAUCCUUGUUUUUGUUUGCUGCUACAAACUACGGUUGGAGCUCAAUUAGCAUACGGUGAGUUUUGAAGGGAUUGCUGCUGACUUACCUUUGGAUCCAUUGCUUUGGAGAAGUCGUUUUCUUCAUCUUCAUCUUCCAUUUCGACAUCCGACUCACUCUCGUCUUCCCAUUCGUCGCUACCUUCUUGUGAAGGGUUUUCAUCGUCACUGCCCUCAUUUUCCUCCUCUUCUUCCUCCUCUUCCUCGUCAUCUUUGUCAUCUCCGUCUUCCUCGUCUUGGAUUUGACCUUCCAUCAAGACGAACUUGUCAUGGAUAAGCUUAUAUAGUCGCUUGGGGUUGAAUGGUCUCCUGGCGCGGUACACGAAGCUGGAGAUACCAUACCUGCGUGUGGAGGUGAGUAAUUUGCAGCACAGCAGGUAUGGCCUAACGGCUAAGAAACACUCACUCUUCUGUCUCGGGCUUGGGUGCAAUCUUGAUCUGUCCGUUGAUCUCGCGCUUGGCCAAGUCGUGCAAGCUCCGAAGCCAGCCCAUGCCCGUGGCAGCUUUCUCGAAAGAAAAGCUCUUGGUGUCGAUCACUUCCUUGACAUCGACCUUGCCAUAAUUGGCCUCGAAAAGCCUGGCCGAUGGGUUCAAUUGUUUGACAAUGGCGUGGAUUCGUUUUCUCGUCUCCUCGUCCACGCUGUCGAUCUUGUUGAGGAUAAUGGAGUUUGCGAACUCACUUUAUCAAGCGUUAGCCGAGUCAAUGUCACACAACAACGGCAUCACCCACAUUUGGUCGACCAUCAGGUCAGUCACCGUACGCUCGUCCUCGGGGUCCACGUUCUCCUUGCCCCAUCGUUCCGUGAUGAAGUCUGUGGUGGAGAAGUUGUGGAAGAAAUUGAAUGCGUCAAUCACGGUGAUCAGGGUGUCGAGUUUGACAAUCUUGUGCAAGCCUCCCAACUCCGCGCUGCGAUCAUAACCUUUUCAUCCUGCUCUUGUUCAGCAAGAUUUCCAUCUUUGGCGGCUUCGAUCAUGGCCGCAGCAAACUCCUCGGUGAAGGUCUCGGCGACCUGCAUGGGCUCACUAAUGCCUGUGCUCUCAAUGAGGAUGUAAUCACAGUUUCCAUCCUUGGCCAGCCUUGCCAGCUCCUCAAGAAGAUCGCCUCGCAGAGUACAGCAGAUGCAGCCGUUCUCCAUCUGGAUCAGACGUUCUUGAGUCUGGGAGACUACGUGUCUCUUGAUCAAGGAGACAUCGAUGUUUAGGGCCGCCAUGUCGUUGACGAUGACGGCUAUACGAAGGGAAUGCUGGUCCGAGGUCAGGAUAUGUCUAAGAAGGGUGGUCUUCCCACUUCCCAGAAACCCUGACAGGAGGGUAACUGGGAUGGGCUGUCGGUCAAUGGUUCCCUUGGCCAUGUUGCGAGUCUUCACUGCCAUUCUUUUGUUCAAGCGUGCGAGAGAUGGAAAGAACAGCCAACGAUCAGAGAAGAACUUAAAGACACGACUUGAAGACGAUAGUCAGGAAGAAAUUUUCAUUCUACUUUGCACAGUACGGUACGCUGGGGCACUUCUACGGGUCUGGAUGCAGGCCAGUGCCAGUCAAUGUUGGUGAGGCCGCUGCACAUUGCUAAUCGUCUGCCUUUGAGUGGAUUGAGGACCUUAAGACAUGGAUGGAAGAUUGGUGUCAUCUGGCUUUUGCCCUCCCAUUGGCCCGUCAAGCGACUUAAGAGGAUACAGGGUGUCUGACCAUGCGAGGUAUCCCGGGAGUUUCAACGGCAACGGAAUCAACGUAUCUCACGAGUCUUCUGGUCAUUGUAUGCGCGAGUGUUCUUGAUGCAGGACGGAGGUGAGUUGCCAAAAGAAGUUAGCACGAGAAAUGGAAGGGACCGGGACGUGUGAUUCGAUGCCAAGACCGUCGACAACGACUUGUCACGUGACUCGGAUCUUUCACGUGAUGCCGUCAUUUGAACUCGAAUCCAUCAGGCUGUGACGCCCCGGAACCACCCUCAGCUCUGCCUCUCGGCCAGUGUCCUGUCUGCCGUCUUCGGGAUCUCGAACCUCAUUCCUCGCUUGGGCUUUUGUUCCACUACUUGAACCAAGGCGGCUCUAGGCACAAAUCGAGUUGGUCACGCUACGAUAUCGGAACUAUCAAUCGAUCGCCUUCUGAGGACCUUACAAUUAGCAGCCUCUUGCUGCUUCUGACCCAAUCGCAGCAGUCUCAGUUCGAGCGAUUGCAGAAAUACAUCUUCUCUUUUCGUACAUUUUGGUCUUGGAAGAGCCGCCACCGGCGACAUGCAACAUUUUAGAACCAUGAUUGAGAGCAAAGAAGAUUCUCUCAACUCAAGGUCCUCACUUUAUCAGAUGAAUCGCCACAGGUACUUAUAGGCCGGGGAAAUUUCUCCUGAAUUGAUCCACCAUCACUACCCCUGCAGAAAGCUCGGCCUGUCUUGUUUGAAGCUUAAUAGGCAUAAGCCCAUUUAAUCAAAUCUUAUCACGCGAUCAAAGCAAAAAUGACACACCUCAGUCGCAGCCUUCAGGCCUUGGCCUGUCUUGUGCCAUGUUUCAUCAUGGGCGCACUGGCCCACCGCCCACACGUGGAUGACGGGACACACACGUCCAUCGCGAACGCAUGGGAGUUUCCGGACACGACCAUUGCACGCGUCUACCUGACUUACUUUGACUGCCCGUCCGUUGCCGUCUGGACUAAAGUCAACAUCACCAACACGACCGCACCGCUGACCGUCGGCGUCGGGAUCCCCAACGCAACCGCACAACUUGACUACCGUCCAUCGCUGUGGGCGAUAGGUCAGAACCUCAUCAUCCCAGACGACUACCAAAACGACAGCGACCGCAACGUCGGCGACUCGCAGGUGGCUAAGGGACCCAGAGUGCCCCGAGGAUACACUGCCAUUGAAUAUCCGUCCGAAGGCAGCACGGUGUGGCAGCCUUUCAGGGAGGAGGCCCAUGACGAGAGCGGGUAUGGGUUCCUAAGGGCAAAGAUCCAGGUCAGCCAGCCAGGCAUGGUUUACUUGGUCCUUCAGCCACUGGAAAACAGACGCGCCCGUGCUUUUAUUUCUAUGGGAACCGAUGAGACCGCUGCCAAAGAGGCCGGUUCGCCAAAGGAUGUCGAUUAUCUCGCUUGGUUUUCUGAAACCUCCCUGCCCCGUCUGGGCGAAUACUGCGAGCCUUGGUCGGAGUGAUUGCAAUUAUACACGGUACAUCGCGGUCUCUGGCGUCAUAUAAUAUAAUUACAGCAACAGCCAAAAAAAAAAAAAAAAAAAAAAAAAAAAAAAAGGCUCCUGCGUGGCACUGAGGCGCUCCUUAUCGACAAAAGAAGUCAAAAGGGAAAAAGGGGUCUCCAAUAAGAUAUAGCCCAGAAGAAAAAAAGAGGCAAUGUCAGCAUACGAGAGACAGACAAAACAAGACAAGCCGAGUACAUAAUAUAUACAUAGUACAUACUAUAUAACUAGCAUAAAUAAUCAUCGUGGGUUCUCUCCCUCUUUUCGUACUCGGCUGUUUAAAAGCAGCCUCAUAGAGGCCCAUGAUCACCAGGUGCCUCGGCAGAUACAGACAGACAGAGAGAGAGAGAAAGAAAGAGAGAGAGAGAGAGAGAGAGAGAG